AUGGCCUGAACUUUAAAAGUGAAAGUAGCUGCUAAGAUGUAUCGGGCCCUGCUGCUUGGUUUAGAGCAACAACUGGGAUCCCAGCACCCUGCUCAUCAAAACUAAGGGGGGGAAGGUUAUUUUGGCGUGUUAAAUCCCAGUGGCUCAGAAGGUGGGAGGCGGAGGGGGAUCAGGCCGGGAGCUCAGCCAGGAAUAGAAGGAGCGGGAUUGUAGCUGGAGACGAGGAAGCGCAGCAACUGGGCCGUUCAAGUGUCGCAGGGCAGAGAACAGCUGGAGGCUUGUGCUGGAAGGGGGGGAAGCCGCUUCCCAGCAGAGAGGCAACAAUUCCCUCCCCCGCCCCCCAGCUGAGAGCUGCGGCAGGGAAGCGACCGGGAGGGGCAGGGGGCUCCAGCACCAGCCAGGCUGCCCCUGGGAGAGGCUCGCCAUGGCCUCUGCGAAGGGGGAGCGCGCCGAGGAGCUCCCCCCCGACGGCACGUGCGAUGUCUGCGAGCCCGAUGAAGCCCAGAGCGCGGUGGGGGUGUGCGAGGAGUGCGGCUUCUCCUUCUGCCAGCCCCACGCCGAGGAGCACGGCCAGAAGUACGCGGCCCACCGCCUGCGGGGCCCUGCCUCGGGCCGCGAGGAGGCGGGGGAAGAGGCGCCCAAGCUGGAGCGGAAGAAGUGCGAGGAGCACGGGCAGGAGCUGAACCUGUACUGCAAGGAGCAUGAGAAGAUCAUCUGCGUGCUGUGCGCCGUCACCGGCACCCACCGGCAGCACCAGCUCAUCACCCUGGAUGAAGCCUACCAGGCCAUGAGGAAUAGAGAACCUGUUGACCUGAAGGUGGCCAUGCUGGAGAUGGUGGAAAGGUUAAAGUUCAAGUGUGCAGACCCUAAAGUGACUCGGAGUGAGAUGAAACUGUGUGUUCAGCAGGAGUUUGACACUGUACGGCGGCUGGUCUGUGAGGAGGAACGGAAAGCUCUACACCUAGUGGACCUCCAGGAAGCGGUGGCCACUGCUCAUGUGACAGAGGUGCUGGCAGAAAUCAACGUCCACAUGGCAAAGCUGAUGACUGAGAUGGCAGAGAUCAGAAGGCAGCUGAACACCUUCAAUGAAUUAGCCCUGCUCAAGCCUGAGAGCAACGAUGAGGAACCCAGAGCUAAUCCUUUCCCUCCUGCCUCUCCUUCCCGAGGGAACAGACGAUAUGAUGACAAGGACCCAUCGUCAGCUAACGGGCCCUGCUGAGACAAGACGGGUUUAGCUGCGUUGGAGACGUUACAGAAGGAUCCUCUCCACACAGACUCCAUGUGAUGAAGAGAAUGCAGGAAGAGGGUCUUAAGUCACGCAACUGCAGCACAAGCAGCAGCAACUGUUUCCUCCCUUUACUUUGCUGUGUCUUUGGAUCUCCUAGAUAAAAAUGGGAUCCUUCCCCACACCUAUCCUUUGGGAACACACUUACUGUCACGCCUAGUGACAUAUUUGCUGAUCCGCCUUUUCUUAAGAGGACAAAUGUCCUGCAAAGAUAUGACACUGGGCUUUGAAAAUGUGGAGCCAGUAAUUAAAAUGAAGAAUGUAGUACAGUAGAAAGUAGAAAUGAGCAUCUAAAAGCCACAGUGGUGUUUUUACUGAUGGGGGUUAUUGAGGACUUCAGUUUAAUAAUUCAGUGCAGCUAAGAUUAAUAAAUGAUAGGAGGUGGAAAUGGUCUUUCAGGAAGAAGGAUUGGAGUGGCAUGUUAACUGUUUAAUUCAGUGUGUUCUGAAAAAUGGUGCAUGAAACACUGUAUAAUGACUGGGCACGGUCCUAAGGUUUCUGAGCCUUGUAGGGGGGAGAAUGUGUAUCAUGAAUGACAUUUAUGCCUCAUGAGAGAGGCUAUCUGAGUACAAGCUAGAGAGUCACGGAUGCCAGCUCUGACAUUGGCUUCCCACAGGGCUUCCUGCAAGUCUCUUCAUCUCUCUAUCUUGGUCUCUUCACCUGUAGCAUGGCAUUGGCUCUCAUUUUCCAGGACAGAGGGCUGCCACAGGGAACUCCCAUAAAGUGCUCAUCUUCAGGUUUCCCACUUGUAGCAAAUCACAGCCCCUGAGUACUUGAUACAUUGCCAUUCCCUGCCACCCCUACUACCCUCUUUGCUCCACCUGUCUGUAAUGCCAGUGAAUUCCAGCCCUGUUAAUGAAAUGGCUUCAGGAGAUGUAGGGUAAGAAGUUAGAUAGGGGUCUGUGCAGCUCAGAGACCCAUUCUGCCACCAUGUACUACAGGUCAUUGGCCCAGAUCUACAAAGAGGCCUAGGUGCCUAAAUACUUAAUCAUUAGGCCAGAGAGAGAGAAAAAUGACAGUCAUCUGGUGGAUACGGUAUCCAACAGGGAGAUGGGAGACCCAGAGUCCAGUCCCCUGCUCCAGUGAACUUUUAACUUAUCCAAAGUGGAACAGCUUCAACAGAAGAGAUUACAGGUGCCUCUGCCCUCCCCAUUAGAAUAUCCCAUAGCUCAGUAAUUAGAGCACUCUCCCGAGAAGUGAUUGUCCCUGUUCAAAUCUUUUCUGCCCCUCAGGCCAAGAUGGAAAUUGAACCUGGCUCUCCCACAUCCCAUCUAACCAUUGAAUUUACAGUCAGGGAUGUGGGAUGUCAUAAUAUGCAUGCACAUGUUACCUUGGCCUUCUCAAACGUGUGCCCAUAUGUUCUCCAGGUACCUCUUGCACUAUCAUACAUUUAGUUUAUGCCACUCAGUUUGUUUAGUUUUGACUUAAAUACAAACAAACCAAUAAAACCUCUGCUUUCUUUUUCCCAUUUGAUCAUUAAUUAGUAUUGAAGAACUGGGCCAAAUUCACUACUGAUGUAAACCAAUCCAAUUCCAUUGAAGCCAGUGGCGUAAUCCUGCUUACAGUAGUUGUGAAUUGGGCUCUGUGAGUUCAAUGGUAUAGAUGGAAUUAAUGACUUCCUAAGGUGCAGUAUAAGUUGUCAGUUUCUAGACUAGCUUGAAAUUGAAUAUCAAGCUUUGGGAAACAGAUGGGUUACUCAUAGGUAUACAAAUAGCAACAUCAAUGGAAACAGGCGUGUGCAUAAGGGAAGCAACUGUGGCCCUGAAUCUCUAAACAACAGAAUCCAUCCAGUAAACAGGAUUGUCACAAAUCUCAGAAUUUCACAGGAUUUUUUUUUUAAAACAGCUCCCAUGGAGAGGUUUUUUUUCCUCCUCAGCAGCACAGGGUUUUGCAGGCUACACCAUUUAGAUAGAAUUCAAGAGGAAAAGAUAUUUUAAUCACUGAGUGAAACAAAUUUUUACUUCCUAACAUUAAAAAAAAAAUCACAAUUUGCAUAAAAAUGAAGACUAUCAUCCAGAAACCUGUUAUACAAAACUCAGUAAUCCAGACAGAAAGAGGCACUGCAAUAUAUUUUUGGAAAAGUUUUUGAUCUCUUUUGCAGUCUCAUGGGUCUAGGACACCUGGUAAAAACUUGAAGCAGGGAGAGCAUUAAAUACAGAGCAAUGGCUUGUACAGAAUGGCCCACGAUUUCUGUUUUAUGCAUCUGAUCAAUUUAAAUCCUGUGAUAUUUCCCAUGAUUGCUCCAGCAGCUUUCCAUAAGCUACACAGUGC
Molecule: messenger RNA, 3556 nt
Organism: Gopherus flavomarginatus (Mexican gopher tortoise)
Lineage: Eukaryota; Metazoa; Chordata; Testudines; Testudinidae
Gene: TRIM44
Product: tripartite motif containing 44
Exons: 6
Coding region: 425-1219 (264 amino acids)
Molecular function (GO): zinc ion binding
Source: RefSeq, a predicted model, not a curated record